This is a messenger RNA of Arctia plantaginis, 423 nucleotides long. NCBI's taxonomy places the organism in Eukaryota, Metazoa, Arthropoda, Insecta, Lepidoptera, Erebidae. The record is from the annotation of a GenBank genome assembly.
AUGCAAAUGCGGGACAGAUUUUUAUAUGAAAUAUAUCAAAGCGAAAACCGCAAGUCGUCUCACUACAAGGUAUUGACAAGAGAAAAAUAUAUAAAUUUGAUUGAGCAGGUUGAGGAGGCUGAACUUGCUGAGAAGAAGACUCCAAUGCAAUAUAGACGGCUGAAGCGAUUCGGUGUGAUCAAUAUUGGGAAUGAAAAGAAACUCGUUGCUAGAGGAGAUGGAAAUUUAAGGUAUUUUUUACCAGCGGAUGAGCUAUUUGAUGUGAUUGAUGGGAUCCAUGAUGCUAUUGGUCAUGCUGGUCGCGACAAAAUGUUGGCUGAAGCGACACAGAGCUUUGCAAAUAUCACCAAAGAAAUGGUAUGUUUAUACUUAUCGAUGUGUGAGAUUUGUCAUCAGCGGAAAGUUAAAAAAAGUAGCUUUUAA